Molecule: messenger RNA, 6186 nt
Organism: Pelobates cultripes (western spadefoot toad)
Lineage: Eukaryota; Metazoa; Chordata; Amphibia; Anura; Pelobatidae
Source: the annotation of a GenBank genome assembly
GUUCCUUUAAAGUUAGGGUUGGUGCAUUUGGUGUAAGGGUUAGCUAGUUUUAGUGUUGGGUAAUAGUAAGGUUACCUAGAGACUUUGGGGGGGAGGUAAUGCACAUGGAGGGGUUUGGGUGAGAGGAAUGAGACACAUGGAGGGGAGGGAAAGACACACAUGGAGGAACUCGAUGGGGGGAGAGAAUGACCGAUCUGCCGCUGUUCAGCCCCAUAUGCAGCAAACUGCGAUGCACUGUGUGUUCUGACACAUUUCUAGCAUACCCAGCAUUAAGUAUUUCAGCAAUUUGAGGUACCAUGUGUCUUCUGUGUUAUUAGACUAGACAGGCUAGCCUUCGCUCAUCAUGCAUCAAGGAGCCCACAAAGUUAUUAAAGAUAAGGGAAGGGUUAGAAGGUUUAUUUACUGGAAUUAGUUUGGUUAGCCCCCAAAUUUUUUUAUCAUGAACAAACUUCUUCCUCUUUGGAGAACUCCAGUAAUAGCCUUGAGGAUGAGCCCAUGUAGUGGGGGAUGACAAUCGUAAGCACAGAAGCAGUAUAGGAGAUAGAAGGGUCUCUACGCCUAUUGCAGGAAGGGCAAUAGUCGUGCCACUUGUCUUAUGAAGCCAAGAAAUGCCUGCACCUAAGACUUUCCGUAGGAUGGGCAUUGUUCCUAGACUUCUUCCCAUCCUCAUCCAUAUAGGAGGAGUCACUCAGGUUUGUUCCAAAAGGUUGACCACAGAAUCAGAUCCUCCAAAAGGUUGACUACAGAAUCAGAUCCACAGAAACUGCAUCGUCCUUCCAAGUAAGAUGGAGAGUCUCACUAGCCACUCAGAAAAUGAUAAUAGCUGUUGUCUCCCUGAUACAUUUGGCCUUUUUGUAUCAUAUGUCAGGUAAACCCAAUGGAUUACACUUUGGAUUUGCCUUGGAAUCUUUGCAUCCAUAUUACCUUCCAUGUUUCUCUGCUAAAGCCUUUGACCUGCAAAUAUUUUUCUAAUGCUACUUCUGUUCUCUCGCCAGUACUUGUAAACUACCACAAGGAAUUCAGCAGAGUGCCUAUUGGUUCUCUAGACGCACAAUUUUCAUCAGGAUGUGUUCACAUUAUUCUGGCCUCAAUCUAUCCUAAAAUUAUACAAGUUGUCAUCCUAUUAGAUGCACUCCAGCUGUGCACAAAUGAUGCAAGUGUGAUGUAGGGAUCCAAGUCCUUUUAAAAAACGUUUUAUCUUUAGUAUCAGUGCCCAUUCAUGGUCUCACAGCCCUUAAUUGUGGUAUUCUAUGCCACUUUUGUGUCAGGCCAGCCUACAUCCCUGAUUUUGAGAUUAACCAGUUCUGUAUUUGUGUGUAACAGACCUGACUUUGUCCCUGACUGUCUAUUUUUCUUAGUCCUGACCGUUGUUUAUCAGACCUGUCUUUCCUGAUUUUGCUUAAUCUAAUCCCAACCUUUACUUAGUUUGUAAUUAGCCACUGUGCCUUUGGUAGGUUGUUGCCUUAGAUGGGGAUGGGGAGAGAGAAUGGGCUAUUGCUAGUGGAAAUGGCAGAGGGCGUUGACUUUGAGCUGGUGGGCUUGGGUCAUGUAGAGUGGGUUUGGGAUGGAAACACACCCCUUCAUUCAUACAUUGACCUUCCACACAAUAACAAUAAUAACUUGAAUAAAGUUGAGGUAGCAGGUAACAUUUGGGCCUGUAGGCAACUUUUCAGAACUUUGAACCCUGGAAAAAAGUAAUAUGCUCUGUGACUGUAAGGUGUAAUUUUAAAAUGUUAUGUGUUUUGUAUUCCUCAGAACCAUCCACCUGGAGUCUACACUAUGACUCCUGCAACCUAAAUUGGCAAUCACCUAUCAACAUUGUCACAAACAAUGUUGUCACUGAUGCUAACUUACGUCCCAUCCAAAUCACUGGAGUUUUUGGAUCUUCUGAGGCUGUUGUAUCUAAUAAUGGACACACAGGUGGGUUUAAUUUUAAUAACACCUCAUCCACCAGUAAUUUCAUUUAUCAACCAAGAAUGCAAAAAUAGUACACCAUGUCGUUUUAAUGGUCAUUUAUUUAUUUGCUUUAAUUCUCUAGUUGAAGUUACUCUGAGCUCUGAUUAUAUUCUCACUGGCGCAAGUCUCGCUGAUCCACACAAGCUGGCAGGGUUUCACAUCCAUUUUGGCAGCACACAGAAUAACAUUGGUUCUGAGCAUUACAUCAACAACCAAGGAUACCCACUGGAGGUCAGUUAAUAGAGUAUGAGAACCUCUCAUCUAAAUGAGAUGAUGAACAGUGUAGACCAAGCAUGUCAAACAUGCGGACCGUGGAAACCUUUGCAGCCCAGGGCUGGACUUGUCGGGCCGCCUGCCCUGGGUCUGCUUUGUGCUGUGGCUUUUCCAUGGGCCACGGCCCUUUGCGUGCUUGAGUCAUAUUUGGCAGCUGUGCAGCGGCGUUACAGUGCACAGAGUGGAUGGCUGCGUGCAGAGCAGGCCAGCCACUCUCCCUUCCCUGCUGCUCACAGUGCCAGAGGAGCAUAUGGCCUGUUUGAGCAAAGAAAAUCGUGCAGGGCUGGACUGGAAGACUGCUUAAGGUAGGGGAAGAGGGGCUUAAGGGGAACAUUCCUGUAGUGUAUUAAAUUGGCAGAAGGAGGGCAGUGUAUUAGAGUGUUGGGGGUAGUGUAUUAAAUUGGGGGGAAGUAGGGGCAGUGUAUUAGAGUGAGGGGGGGCAGUGUUUAAAAUUGGGGGAAGGGAAGUAGGGCAGUGUAUUAAAUUCGAGGGAGGGAGGUUGGGCAGUGUACUUGAGUUGGGGGGCAGUAUAUUAAAUUGGGGGGAAGGAGAAAGGGGCAGUGUAUUAGAAUGGUUGGAGGGGGCAGUGUACUAGAGUGAGGGGAAGGGACGAGCAGGGCCAGUGCAAGGAUUUUUGCCGCCCUAGGCAAAAGAAAGAUUUGCCGCCCCCACCCCCAUGUGACAUCACAAUGCUCCACCCAUAUGAUCUGCCAUAUGAACUAACGCCAGUGCUGCACACAGUGUGUGUUUACAUUAAAAAGCCAUCAGGGACAGGCUAUAUACACCGGAACCACUUCAUUAAGCUGCAGUAGUUUUGGGCACUAUAGUGUGAGUUAAUGUGAGGUAAAUUAGAGAUUAGUGUCACUAAUAAUAUACUAGAUUGCCUACUUACAACCAGAUGAGGAUGGUGAUGGGCUCUGGCUGCAGUUUGGCUCCACUGGUCUGGUGUAGAACAGGAUCUCUGGAGGCUGUUUGUAAUUGUGAUCACAAAAUUCAAUGUUCUGGGAGAACGGGAAGCAGCUCAAUUUUUUGGGGCCCCUUGCACAGCUCAAGGUCUGGGCCCCAGGGCCUGAUGGUGAGUAUGCCCAUAAGGCCCACCCAUAAAUCCAUCUAUAUGUUCGCACACAGGGAGUGGAUGUGUUAUGUAUUAUUGUAGAGGAUCUAAUGUGUGUGCUAAUGGAAUGUAGUGUUUAGGGAUACCAGUUUGUGUAGGUGAUGCAGUGUUUGUGUGUAGUGGAAGCAGUGUGUGUUUGUAUAUAAGGGAUGUAUUGUGUGUUUCUGGUUGUGUGCAAGGCAUGGAUGCAUUGUGUGUUACUCUGUGUGUAAGGGAAGCAUGUUGUGUUUCUGUGUGUGUAGGGAUGCAUUGUGUUUUCUGUGUAUGUAUAGGGAUGCAUUGUGUGUGUGUGCGUAGUGUGAAAGAGCUCCCUGUCCUAUAGAACUCUCCCUUCUGUCCCUUAGAGCUAUCCCCUGCCCCUUAGUGGUCUCUCCUCUCCCCUAGCGGUCUCUUCUCACACCCACCCACCCUCCCUGUGUUCUUCUCACCCCCCAACCACCCUCCCUGUGUGCUCCUCACCUCCCCCUCCCUGUGUUCUCCUCACCUCCCCUUCUCCUCAUCCCCUCUUCCGUGUUCUUCUCACCUCCCGCCUCCCUGUGUCUUCCUCAUCUCCCCCUCCCUGUGUUCUCCUCAUCUCCCCCUCCUGUGUUCUCCUCAUCUCCCCCCCUCCUGUGUUCUCCCCUCCCCUCCCUCCCUGUGUUCUCCUCCUCCCCCCCUCCUGUGCUCUCCUCACCCCCCUCUCCCCGUGUUCUUUUCCUCCUUCCUCCCCUCCCCUCUUCUUCUUCUCCCCCUCUUCUUCUUAUUCCCAGUUCUUACUCCCCCUGUGUUCUUCCCACCUCCCCCCCUCCUGUGCUCUUCUCAUCUCCCCUCCUGUGUUCUCCUCAUCUCCCCUUCUUCUCACCCCCCGUGUUCUUCUUCUAUCUGUCAGUCAUUGUGUGUGUCAGUAAGUGUGUAUGUCAGUGGGUGAUAUCAGUGAAAAUGUGUCUGUCAGUGAGUGUGUGGUCAGUGUCCUCUGUGUGUAAGUGUGUGUCAGUGUGUAAAUAUGUAUGUAUUAUAUUUUCAUUUUGUGACUUAUAUACUUCAGAUUAACAGCUCAUAUACUCUUCCUUACUUCUUCUUACUCCCCCCUGUGUUCUUCCCACCUCCCCCCUCCUGUGCUUUCUUCUCAUCUUCCCCUCAUCUCCCCUUCUUCUCACCCCCGUGUUCUUCUUACUCCCUCCCUGUUUUCUUCUUACUCCCAUCCCCCCUUCUUCUUACUCCCCCUCCCCUCUUCUUCUUACUCCCCCAGUUCUUCUUACUCCCCCCCUUCCUGUGUUCUCCUCACGUGAAGCCUUUAAAAAAAUUAGAGAUGUGUACCCAGGAUUACAUAUUGUUUGCAUGAUAAUGAUACAAGUAGUUUUAGUUUGUGUUGGUCUAGGAGGUCAAACUUUUUUUUUUUGCAGCCACAUAAACUUAAACCUUGUUUAUUUGGCCAGUGUGAGCCUUGAGUUUGACAUGCUCGGUGUAGACAGUCUUUGCAUUUCAUAACAACACACUUGGAAUGAUGGUAAAUGUACUGGCAAUAAUAGUGUCACAAUUUUUAAUUAAUAAAUAGUGGUUUGUACCCUUGUUUCUCAACCUAUAGUAUGCAUACCCUAGGGGGUACACAUACCAAAAGCAGGGCGUAUGGCAUGAGCUGUCUAUCUGGCCACUAUAGGGCCGAAGGAGGCGGGCAGCUGUGCACUAACGCAAGGAUGGAUGGCAGGUGUCUACUCUGCCUAAAUACAGUAAUACAAUAAUUUGUGUGUAUGAGAGAAUGUGUAUGUGUCUGUCAGUGAGUGGAUGUCUGCCAGUUAAUGUGUGUGUGUCUGUCAAUGUGUGUCAAAUCAGUGAGUGUGUUUGUCAGUGUGUGUAUCUGUCAGUCAUUGUGUGUGUCAGUAAGUGUGUAUGUCAGUGGGUGAUAUCAGUGAAAAUGUGUCUGUCAGUGAGUGUGUGGUCAGUGUCCUCUGUGUGUAAGUGUGUGUCAGUGUGUAAAUAUGUAUGUAUUAUAUUUUCAUUUUGUGACUUAUAUACUUCAGAUUAACAGCUCAUAUACUCUUCCUUACCAGAGGUGGCUCUUUAAUUAGGUGGUUUAGGCUGCCGCCUAAGGCUUCGCGAUGGCUGGGGGUCGCGGUCACCUAAACCGCCUUAGGGCAGACUGUGUCAGGUCUUUGGUCAGUGACAAAGAACCUGACACCAGGAGGGGGCAUGGCGGCUUGCUCAGUAUGCCGCUGGGUGCGAGGCCCCUCCUGUCAGCCCGACCAACAAUCGCAGACACCGGUCUGCAGCUCCCCAGUGUGCAGAGCUACAGACCAUGUGUCUCGCCAGAAAUUGCAAAUCAAAGCGUUGCCACAGAUUACCACGGCAACGCUCUGACGGGUCUCGCGAGAUGCAUGGUCUGGAGCUCUGCGGAGCUGCAGACCGGAUAUCAUGGCCACCGGACAACCAGGUAGCCCACACUGGACCACCAGGGAAUAAAAAAAAAAGGUAUUUAUUCCCCACCCUCUCCCCAUUUCCCCCCUCCCUCACACAUCACCCCCUCCCUCUCACAUCACUCCUCCCUCUCACAUCACCCUCCUCCCUCUCACCAUCACCCUCCUCCCUCUCACAUUACCCCCCCAACACCAUCACCCCUUCUCCCUCUUAUUAUUAGUUAUAGUCCUUGGUGGUCAGAUGGGGAAAUGUUAGACUCAUAUCCUGGUAGUGUUCGAGGAGCAGGCUAAUUUUAUAUGUAAUUGUUUUUCAGAUUCACUAUGUAUUUUAUAACACAAAAUAUCAAGAUCUCACAACAGCCAAAACCCAAUCAGAUGGUCUGGCAGUAGUUGGUGCACUUUUCCAGGUAAGAUAUGAAAUAUUUUGGCUCUAGAACAAUCAGAUAUCAAUGA